Drosophila miranda is the source of this 644-nucleotide messenger RNA. RefSeq lists its product as uncharacterized. The transcript is spliced from 3 exons. The record is from RefSeq and is a predicted model, not a curated record. NCBI's taxonomy places the organism in Eukaryota, Metazoa, Arthropoda, Insecta, Diptera, Drosophilidae. The coding region runs from base 113 to 454 and encodes 113 amino acids.
AUCUACCUGGUGGACACAGCCGGGACGCGCACCACAACCGACACUCACCGAUCUGACCAAGGACUACACCCUGGCAGUGUUCUAUGACGACUCGCGGCAUGGUCCCUCUUAUAUGGCUGAAGCCCAUGACGUGAUUGCCAAUUCAGCUUACACCUGUACCGAGGAUGGCACUGAGAUCUAUGACAUAAACGGAUUUCGCAUCACCCAGGCAGCCGAUGGCCUGGUGAAGGUCACUCGUGUGGACAACAAGUGCUUGAUUCGCACCAGUCCCGGCAAUGGAUCGGCCACUUUGACCACACCUGGCAUCCAUUGCACUGCCUCUCUGGGCAAGACCUCGCAUCUGUUUGUUCGUCGCAAUGAGAAGCGCAUGCACUUCGAUGGAUCCUGUUUCAUUGUACGUAACGCCGGACACUCCGCCGGCUUCAAUGAGAACAACCUGCUCAUUGUCUUCUGAGCGGCGUUCGUAGUCCGGAGAUAGAAACGGCGCAGUGGUAGCCCAUCCCACACGCACACACUCACACAUGUCAACACAUUUCACCUGGAACACAUACAUAGACACCUACAGCAGCACACUUGAGGGACCUUGACAUGGAGAGAGGGAUUCAGUUAGGAUCCCGGAAUUUAGGAAUAUCAAAAUCAAUUUG